CUAAGUUUAUGGAUCAGUAACCCCCUCCCCCACCUUAGUUUAGUUUGAUAAUAUUAAUUAAUACCGCUUAAUUUUAUCAUUAAUUCCUCCAAAGCUAGCCUCCUCGGAAUUCCAACCUCCGGUGUUCUCUUGAUUCGGUUCACCUCCUUCGUCACACCACCAACAGUUCACAGUACCCUGAAAACUCCUCCAUCUGGAGCUCGCUCUUCUAGUUCUAGCUCUGGCUCUAGUUUCGGCUUCAGCUAUGGCCAUGAUGGUGGACGACGCCGUCGCCGAACUAGACUUAUCCGGUUACAGCACAACCACCAUCACCUCCACCGACGACGACCUUGCCUGCAACUGGGACGACUGGUCGCCGGUCGUCGACUGGGAGGAGCUCUCCGGCGUCCCCGACGACUUCCACGACCUCAUCGACUCCAUGAUCGACCACAGCACCCCCGGCCACCAAGACGGCUUGCCCUGCAACUCUCUGUCCUCCGGGACGGCCGUGGAAGACGGAGAAAUGGGCGGGGCCGACGACUUCAAGGGCCUGAGGCUGGUCCACCUCCUGGUCGCCGCCGCGGAGGCCGUCACCGACGGCAGCAAGAGCCGAGAUCUGGCUCGCGUGAUAUUGGUUCGGCUCAAGGAGUUGGUCUCCCCGACCGACGGCUCCAACAUGGAGCGGCUGGCGGCGCAUUUUACAGACGCCCUGCAGGGCCUGGUAGAAGGCACCUGCGGGGCGCACGGUAAGCAAAUCAUGUCCAAUGGACCCCACCACCGUGAUGAUCAGCAUCAAACGGACGUCAUCGCGGCAUUCCAGCUGCUCCAGGAUAUGUCGCCGUACGUUAAGUUCGGCCACUUCACGGCCAACCAAGCCAUUCUGGAGGCCGUGGCGCACGACCGGAGGGUCCACAUCUUGGAUUACGACAUCAUGGAGGGGAUCCAAUGGGCCUCCUUGAUGCAAGCUCUCGUGUCCAGGAAGGACGGACCCGCGCCGCACCUCAGAAUCACCGCCAUAUCCCGCGGCGGCGGGCGGCGCUCAAUCGGAACCGUCCAAGAGACCGGCCGCCGUUUAACCGCCUUCGCCGCGUCGAUUGGCCAGCCCUUCUCUUUUCACCAAUGCCGGUUGGAUACCGACGAGACGUUCCGGCCGUCGGUUUUGAAGUUGGUCCGAGGAGAAGCGUUGGUAUUCAAUUGCAUGCUCCACUUGCCCCACUUCAGUUACCGCGCGCCCGAGUCGAUCGCUUCGUUUCUUUCCGGAGCCAAGACUCUGAACCCGAGGCUGGUGACCCUGGUGGAGGAGGAAGUCAGGCCGACCGGGGAUGGAGGGUUCGUGGGCCGGUUCAUGGAUUCCCUGCACCAUUACUCAGCGGUCUACGACUCGCUGGAGGCCGGGUUCCCGAUGCAGGGCAGGGCACGGGCACUGGUGGAGCGCGUUUUCCUGGGGCCGAGGAUAGCCGGGUCGUUGGGCCGGAUCUACAGGGCCCGGGGGCAGGAGGAUGGCGGGUCGUGGGGGGAAUGGUUGGGUGCUGUCGGGUUCGUUCCCUCCCGGAUAAGCUUCGCCAAUCACUGCCAAGCAAAGCUGUUGCUGGGACUGUUCAACGACGGGUACAGGGUGGAGGAAUUGGCCAAGAAUCGGCUGGUUCUGGGAUGGAAGUCCCGGCGUCUGCUCUCGGCCUCCGUCUGGACGUCGCCGGAAUCUGAUUGAUCUUCUGGGCGCAUUGCCGCUAUGGUAGACUCGAGAACAGUAGUAAAUCAGGCCACUCGAUUCGAUUUGGAGGGGCGUUUGAGUUUACUGCAAAUUUUUGUGUGUUUGUUUCCGAAUAUGUCGACUUCUGUUCAUAUUAAAAAUUCAUAAUUUUGUUAAUUUUGAAAAUUCUGAAAAAUAAGUUACGGCGUGCUGUUUUGUUAUUUCAUUCCAUGUGAUGGUUAAUGAAAGCAUAUGAUCAAUAAAAAAUAAUAAUGU
This is a messenger RNA of Diospyros lotus (date-plum), 1945 nucleotides long. Its product is annotated as protein NODULATION SIGNALING PATHWAY 2. Gene Ontology annotation, molecular function: DNA-binding transcription factor activity; sequence-specific DNA binding. Lineage: Eukaryota; Viridiplantae; Streptophyta; Magnoliopsida; Ericales; Ebenaceae. Gene Ontology annotation, cellular component: nucleus. The coding region runs from base 245 to 1687 and encodes 480 amino acids. The transcript has a single exon. The record is from RefSeq and is a predicted model, not a curated record. Gene Ontology annotation, biological process: regulation of DNA-templated transcription.